GGAGGCGCGCAGGGAGGGCGGGGCGGGGAAGGGGGAGUGUCUGCUCGUGGCAGCCGGGCCGCCGCCGCCGCUCCCGCUGCCGUCGCCCCGGUAGAGGAGUUCGCUGGGUCCCCGCGCUCGGAACCGGCCCCGACUUCCCGCCGGUGCUCAGGGCAUCCGCGCCGGGAGCGCUCGCCGCUCUGACCCGUGCAGAAGUGGGAGUCGCCUCUGCCCGUGGAGCGGCGGGGCGGCCCCAGCCCCAGCCCCCAUUCCCCUCCCUGACCCCUUCUUCCCCUCGCCCCAGGCAUGGGGAACGCGGCGACCGCCAAGAAAGGCAGCGAGGUGGAGAGCGCUUGCUCCUCUCCAGAAGUAUCUGUGAAAGAGUUUCUAGCCAAAGCCAAAGAAGACUUUUUAAAAAAAUGGGAAAAUCCUGCUCAGAAUAAUGCCGGGCUGGAGGAUUUUGAAAGGAAAAAAACCCUUGGAACAGGUUCCUUUGGAAGAGUCAUGUUGGUGAAACACAAAGCCACUGAGCAGUAUUAUGCCAUGAAGAUCCUAGAUAAGCAGAAGGUUGUUAAACUGAAGCAAAUAGAGCAUACUUUGAAUGAGAAAAGAAUAUUACAGGCAGUAAAUUUUCCUUUUCUUGUUCGACUGGAGUAUUCUUUUAAGGAUAAUUCUAAUUUAUAUAUGGUUAUGGAAUAUGUCCCUGGGGGUGAAAUGUUUUCACAUCUAAGAAGAAUUGGCAGGUUCAGCGAGCCCCACGCCCGGUUCUAUGCAGCUCAGAUAGUGCUAACGUUUGAGUACCUCCACUCACUAGACCUCAUCUACCGAGAUCUAAAACCUGAAAAUCUCCUAAUUGACCACCAAGGUUAUAUCCAGGUCACAGACUUUGGGUUUGCCAAAAGAGUUAAAGGCAGAACUUGGACAUUGUGUGGCACUCCAGAAUACUUGGCUCCAGAAAUAAUCCUCAGCAAGGGCUACAAUAAGGCAGUGGAUUGGUGGGCAUUAGGGGUGUUAAUCUAUGAAAUGGCAGCUGGCUACCCCCCAUUCUUUGCAGAUCAACCAAUUCAGAUUUAUGAAAAGAUUGUUUCUGGAAAGGUUCGAUUCCCAUCGCACUUCAGUUCAGACCUGAAGGACCUUCUACGGAACCUGCUGCAGGUGGAUUUGACGAAACGGUUUGGAAAUCUGAAGAAUGGUGUGAGUGACAUCAAGACUCACAAGUGGUUUGCCACAACAGAUUGGAUUGCUAUUUACCAGAGGAAGGUUGAAGCGCCAUUCAUACCAAAGUUCAGAGGCUCUGGAGAUACCAGCAACUUUGAUGACUAUGAAGAAGAAGAUAUCCGCGUCUCUAUAACAGAAAAAUGUGGAAAAGAAUUUAGUGAAUUUUAAAGAUGAGCAACGAGAUGACAGCAGAGCUCACGCUCAGUCUUUGCACUCUGUUGGGAGAAAAGGUGGAGCUGAGACCGUCCUUGUUGAAGCAGUUACCUAGUUCCUUCAUUCCAGCGACUAAGUGAGGUCUUUAUUGCCAUCAUCCGUGUGUGCACUCCGCGUCCUCCUAUGUAACCAGGCACCGCUAAGCAAGCAUUGUCUGUGCCAUAACACAGAACUAGACACUUUCCUGCUUCUCUUUGGUUUGUCUUUCUCCUCCCACCCCUACCCCACCCCCCCCCACACACACACACCCAUUUUUCCUUUUUUUCCUUUUCAUUAGUCCUUCUCCAAACAGUGCUCCAUUUUAUUUUGUCGGUGUUUCAAAUGGGCAGUGUUAUGGCUAUGUGAUUUUGGAAGGGAAGGAUAAGUGUUGCUUUUAGUAGUUCUUGUCAGUAUUUUUGUUGGUCACUGGCUCGAGCAUAUACUGUCCAAUAAUUAUUUUACUUUGAGUAGCUCAGACUCAGUUUUGCCAGAACUCUUGACAAUUUUUGAAGACAGAAUAUUUUAUCACCAAGGAAAUGUGUACAAAUUAAAACAGUAACUUUCUUAAAACACACUGUUCUGGCAAUAAAUUUGGAUAGACUAAUAUAGAGUAGCUAGACCCAGAAAUAUGGAAUCCUAUAGAUCUAUUUCCCCUCACCUCUUUUUUAUCAUCCUCCCCUUAAGUGUCCAGCCUGUGUAGUGUGACAGGUGUCUCAUUCACAGGCAAAACCAAUGACAUGGGUUAUCGACACCCAGAUUCUCUCCCUUGGUAUCAGCGUUUCUGUAGUAUUAGAGAAGAGUUUUAGGACUUCUAAACCUUGGCUCUUCCGUAAGGGUUUUAGCCAGUAUUUUAAUAGAACAUGACUAAUGAAAGUGACAGAAUUUUAAGUUUUUCAAAGAAGUCCUCAUUGUAAACUAUUUUAAAGGAAAAGAAGCUAAAAAGAACGUUAAUGGGAACAGAUACUUUGCUAAAUCAAACAAAUGGCUUAAUUUUUGUAAACACUAUAGACACACUUUUAUUUAAAUGCGGUUUUUCAUUUGUUUUUGCUUUGCUAUGUUUUGCCACAGUGAAGAAGAAAGGAAGUUGUUCAGGGUAUUAUUCUGGUGUACUAUAUUUGUCAGCCUGAAGUAGAGGCACUGUGGCAACUUUGGCUUUUAUCCUCUGCUUCAUCAAGGAGGAAAGGGUCAAACUUUAUAAAAUGGCCACCAUUGUAUUUUAAUUUUGAGUUGUGAUGUUUUCAGAUAUGUAAUGAUUUCCAGCCUGUUUUCUUUCAGUAAAGAGAAUGUGUGAUCAUGCAGGUACAGUUUUAGCGUUGGAGUUUAGUUUUUUUUAUAUACUCUUUUGCCAACCGACUUAACAAUGUUGUGGUCAUGUGGAAAUUUCAAGCACUUUUGCACAUUUAGUUUAGUGUUUGUUGAGAAUUCAUGGCUUAACUCAGUUUUUUAAAUAGCUUUUUUGUUUGCUUUUAAAAUUUCCCAUCUGGUUUUCUCUCUGUCGGUGACCUAUCAUAAAACAACACACCCAAAUAGCUGAAAAUAAACUGUGCUCAUUUUUUAUGAUCAAUUUACGUGCAUAUAAGAGUUGUUUUCAGUCAAACUGAUCGUAAUGUAUAUAAGCAUUCUAUUUGCUUCAUUAUCGGUGCAGGUAGGUCACUGACUCUGCUUCUUUUCAUCUCUGCCACCCCCUUGUGAGACCUUUGUAGACACUGGGAAAGCCUGUCUGAGGUGUUCUCUGGCUCAAUCUGUACAUCUUUUGGUUGUCAAGUGUUUCUGCAUGGUUAUGUCAUUUACAGGCUGAUCCUGAUUUCAGCUUUCUGUCCACCUAUAUAUAAAAUGUGCAAGAAAAAUAUGAACUACUUUGCUGUAGCAAGUUUGCUGUAACAAAAAUAUAUCAUCAUGUUAAUAAACUUAUAAAACGUCGUUUGUAUAAAAUAUUUUAAUUGGUGUUUUUGUAUUUCAUUUAGGCCCAAGAACAUGCUGAUCAUUGUAUUCUAUAUGGAUGCUACAAAUUCUAUGGUAGCUUUGUUGUAUAUUAUUGUAAAAUUAUUUUAAUAAAUCAUGGGGAUGACAAUUUGAUUAUUACAUUUUAGUUUUCAAUAAUUCAAAAAAUUUCUAUGAAUUCUAAAAAUAUUUUUUUUUAAUGAAAUUGCUAUUGUCCAACACAACCCUCUGUAGAAUCUAUCUGGGUAGUUGACCCAUAGGCAGUACAUUAUGGGUUUGAGAGCUAUGUAGCCAUUACAUUUCACUCUCUAUUUAAAGGACAUGAGCAAACUUUUAAAUAUAUCACGGGAGUCUAUUUCCAACCAAUCAAGUACACUAAAUUAGAAUAUCUUAAAAUUAUACAAAAUUCUCAGUUUCUGCCACAAUUUAGCCAAAAACAAUAUAAAAAUUUGAAUAAGAAGUAAGUGGCAGGAAUCAGUAUUUAACCUCAAAUUGCAUUAUUUGAAACAGAAGAAAUUAUGCUUUAAUUCGGUAACGAGUAAGAAGAUGGCAUGUGAGCCCUAGACUGGAAGUCAUGACGUUGGAGUUUCAGGCCCGGUCUGUCACUAUCAGCAUGACCUUGGCCUCAGUUCUCUUAUCUCUAAAAUGUAAGAGUUCCAUUAGGCAGUUUCUAAGGUCCCUUCUAACUUUCACAGGUGAUAAGAUUCGUCUUAUGACAUUUUGAAGGGAUAGCAUGGUUUGACAUUAAUCUGACAUUAAGGUGAUCUUUUCAGGCGUCUUUCUUCUUCUUAUCUCUUACAACUCUUGGAAUAUCAUGUCUAUUGAUAUUGAGAACCUCGUGUCUAUUCGGAUUCCCUCCUUCACUGAUGCCAAAUAUCCAAUUGAUAUCAAACUGUCAACCUACACAAAAAAAGAUAUUGUGGCUUGUGGGUAUCACUAUCAUGUUUUUGAUAUGUUCAUGUAUUGAUUGCCCAUUGGCCUGAAAUACUCAUUAUAAGCUUGAAGAAAAAAAUCAUUUUUUCUUUCCCACUGAUUGUUUUUUUUUCUGCUUAGUGUAAGAAUCAAAUGAAAUAAUGUAUGUGAAAGCACCUUGUAACCUGUAACCUAUCAAUGUAAAAUGUUAAGGUGUAUUGUUAUUUCUUCACUUCUUUGUUUCGAAUGGAAUUUCCUACGCACUACUGUAGCUAGGAAAUGCUGAAAACAACUGUGUUUUUUAAUUAAUCAGUAACUGUAAGAUUAAAGUAUCUUCAAAGGAUAAAACAA
Myotis daubentonii (Daubenton's bat) is the source of this 4593-nucleotide messenger RNA. It is a transcript of the gene PRKACB, whose product is annotated as protein kinase cAMP-activated catalytic subunit beta. The record is from RefSeq and is a predicted model, not a curated record. The transcript has 11 exons. Gene Ontology annotation, biological process: protein phosphorylation. Bases 286 to 1365 code for a protein of 359 amino acids. Gene Ontology annotation, cellular component: cytosol; nucleus; cAMP-dependent protein kinase complex. Gene Ontology annotation, molecular function: cAMP-dependent protein kinase activity; ATP binding. Lineage: Eukaryota; Metazoa; Chordata; Mammalia; Chiroptera; Vespertilionidae.